Oncorhynchus gorbuscha (pink salmon) is the source of this 1007-nucleotide messenger RNA. Its product is annotated as signal transducer and activator of transcription 1-like. Gene Ontology annotation, molecular function: RNA polymerase II cis-regulatory region sequence-specific DNA binding; DNA-binding transcription factor activity, RNA polymerase II-specific. Bases 141 to 851 code for a protein of 236 amino acids. The record is from RefSeq and is a predicted model, not a curated record. NCBI's taxonomy places the organism in Eukaryota, Metazoa, Chordata, Actinopteri, Salmoniformes, Salmonidae. Gene Ontology annotation, biological process: type I interferon-mediated signaling pathway; cell surface receptor signaling pathway via JAK-STAT; regulation of cell population proliferation. The transcript has 8 exons.
GUCCGGAAAUUCAACAUCUUGGGAACCAACACUAAGGUUAUGAACAUGGAGGAGUUCAAUGGAAGCUUGGCAGCAGAAUUCAGACACCUGGGUCCUCUCAUAGUGACGGAGGAGUGUGUGUGCGUGCGUGUAUCCAGACAAUGUCCCUGCCCAUUGUGGUCAUCUCCAAGAUUAGCCAGCUGCCCAGUGCCUGGGCCUCUGUCAUGUGGUACAACAUGCUGACCUGUGAGUCCAAGAAUCUGUCGUUCUUCCUGAGCCCUCCUCAGGCCACCUGGAGCCAGUUGUCAAACGUGCUGAGCUGGCAGUUCUCCUCCAUAACCAAGCGAGGCCUCAACGACGAGCAGCUGAGCAUGCUGGGAGACAAGCUCCUGGGUGGAGAAGCAGCCGGAAACCCUAAUGGACUCAUCCCCUGGACCAAGUUCUGCAAGAGUGUGAAUGAGAAGAGCUUUCCCUUCUGGCUGUGGAUCGAGGGAAUACUGGACCUGAUCAAGAGACACCUGCUGUGUCUGUGGAAUGAUGGGUGUAUCAUUGGCUUUGUUAGUAAGGAGAGAGAGAAGGCCCUGCUGAAGGACAAGGAGCCUGGAACUUUCCUGCUGCGCUUCAGUGAGAGCAGCCGAGAGGGAGCCAUUACCUUCACCUGGGUGGAGGGCUCCAAUAAUGAUGGCCAUUUCCACGCGGUGGAGCCCUACACUAAGAAGGAGCUGGCCGCCAUCUCUUUUCCUGACAUCCUCCGCAACUACAAGGUGAUGGCUGCCGAGAACAUCCCUGAGAACCCUCUGCUCUACCUCUACAUCCCCAAAGAGAGCGCCUUCACACGCUACUACAGCCGCCCCACAGAAGGAGGUUGGUGAGGGGAGGAAGGCUCAAAAUACCAUGUUCAGUUGUACAAACAACAGUACACAAGUAUAAACACCAUUGGACCACACAGCCGUCAUACUGCUCAGGAAGGAGACACGUUCUGUCUCCUAGAGAUGAACGUACUUUGGUGCGAAAAGUGAAAAUCAAUC